CCAAGCACCAAAACCCGUCAUCUUCCAAGCAUCAUAUCUGAGGUCUACAACUUUCGAAUCGCAGUUGAGGGGUUGAGAAUUGCUUUAAACAAUGCUGGUCGGCUACCCAUUAACAAAAUAGGAAAUCCCAAAUCAGUAAAGGUGGAGUUUUCAGAGCUUCCAAUAGAGGAUAAGUCACAUGUGCUCUUUGCACAGACUCUUCAAAGCCAAACUAAGAAGUUCAAGACUAUAGUGGCAGUAGUGGAUGCUAGUAGCUUAGCAGGUCCUAGGAAACACUGGAACACUCCUGUUCCUCCAGAUGUCAAGGAUUUGGUUGAACAAAUUGUCAUGAAUUGUGAAAAUGAUGAUGAACAUUCAAAUCAUACAAACAAGAAACGGUUAUUGACUGGUAAACCUGUGGUGGCAGUUGGGGCGGGUGCAACAGCAGUUUUAGGAGCUUCAUCUCUCUUUAAAGUCGUUCCUGCAUCAACAGUGAUGAAGGUUUUAACAUUUAAAAUUCCUGCUUAUCUUAAAUUUUUUUUGAGCCAAACUCAGAAGGCAGUGGCACUGCCCCUUAGCAAGAUUCUUGCUUCAUCAAAAGCUGUAGCUCCAGGUGUUGCAAGUCAAGGGGCAAAAACAUCCAUCUUGAAGUCAACUGCUUCUGCUGAGAAGAUCCGGGUAUUAAGCCACAGUGUUAUAGCCUCUGUGGAGAAGACCAGUUUUUCAGCGAUGAGAACAGCAUUCUAUGAAAUAAUGAGGAAACGACAGGUACGACCAAUUGGUUUCCUACCAUGGGCCACAUUUGGGUGUAGUGUAGCAACUUGCACAGGCUUGCUUGCUUUUGGAGAUGGGAUUGAAUGUGCUGUUGAAUCUCUUCCUGCUGCUCCAUCAAUUGCCAGUUUGGGACGUGGGAUUCAAAGUUUACUUCAGGCAUCCAAGUCAGUGACUCAGACAGAUGGCACCAGAAUAUAGAAAUCUAUGGAAGCCCUAACGUAGUGAUUGAAGGAAGUACAGGUUGUUCAAUAAUAGUUAGAUAAAGAAUGUGAUGCCUGUUUCUUUGUGUGCCAGUUGAUUCCUUUUAAUGAAGCUAUUCAUGCCUAAAUUAUAUACCUCAGAAAUAUUCUGUA
Molecule: messenger RNA, 1106 nt
Organism: Carya illinoinensis
Lineage: Eukaryota; Viridiplantae; Streptophyta; Magnoliopsida; Fagales; Juglandaceae
Exons: 1
Coding region: 328-951 (207 amino acids)
Source: RefSeq, a predicted model, not a curated record